AUGGCUGAAAUCACUGAUUCCCUACGCUCUACCUUGAGCCAUCCUUCCGUUCUCAUGUUCGGUCCUAUAUCGAUAUCAUGCAAUCCCACACAAGUCUCCCGAGUGAGAAAAGCUGUGAUCAGCAACAAUCAGAAUGCUUGGAUUCUCAGCCUAGCCGCUCAGCUACCACAGCUAUGGACGACUAUCUCAACUGCCCUUCCAUCCCUCCAUGACGAUUCAGGAUAUAGACAAAUCCUGGAUAUGGCAGAAGCAUUGCGGUUGGGGCGUCCUCUCGAGACACCUUACCCCUUGCCCAAUAAAUUGCUUAUACCGCUGGUCGUGAUAUAUCAUCUUACACAAUAUACAGAUUUCAUCCAGCGUGCUGGGGUGAAUGUCGAGGAGGCGUUGAAAAAUCAUCAGGAGACGUUGGGUUUCUGUACUGGUCUCCUGAGUGCCUUCGCUGUUUCCGCUUCAGCGAAUCCGGCCGACUUUGAGCGGUAUGGUGCUGUUGCUAUUAGGCUUGGUUUGCUAGUUGGCAUGGUGGUUGAUGCCAGGGAAGCAGCAUCGGAUCUCAAUGCCUCCAAGUCUCUUCGUGCCGGUUGGGGUUCGACGCAUACUAAGGAAGAGCUCAAGAACAUUAUCAAAGAGUUCCCAGCUACAUACAUAUCCGUGGAAUACGAUGAGAAUCUGGCAACAGUCACAACAGCAGCAUCAACUAUUAGAACCCUUGAUCAGCGUUUGAAGAACGCCGGGUUUUCCUCCACGGAGCUCGAACUUUAUGGACGUUUUCAUGCCGAUUGCCAUCAGACGUUGAUGGCCUCCCUUUUAGAAUUUUGCGAUGCGAGCCCUGAGUUCCAAUUCCCUGACGCUUCUGGAGUACUUAUUCCAACGCGUUCAGAUACCCAGGGAGAGCUAUUCACACGAGGAAAACUACAUCACCAUGCGCUAGAGUCUAUUCUCACGAAGAUAUGCGUAUGGCAUCAGACCCUUGCCGGCGCUAGAGAAUCCCUCACGGAUAAAAACACUAGCUUCAUUUCCUUCGGCUUCACGCGCUUUGUGCCACCCACCUACAUGCGCGCUAUCAGUAGCCAGGUGGUUCAUUGGGCGGAUAUGGAAGACUCUACGACCCAUAUGCCGAAAGACCAGCGCGCUAUCACAGACAAUGAUAUUGCCGUUGUCGGCAUGUCGUGCAAGGUAGCUGGUGCUGACGACCUCGAAGAAUUCUGGGACUUGCUUUGUGCGGCGAAAUCCCAACACCGGGAGGUGCCCAAAGAUCGCAUCGCCUUCAAAAAGACUGCUUUCCGCGAUGUCGAUGAGAAGCGAAAGUGGUUCGCCAACCUCAUCGAUGGGCCAGACAAGUUUGACCACAAGUUCUUCAAGAAGAGCCCCAGGGAGAGCGCGACCAUGGAUCCUCAGCAACGACUGCUCCUACAAACAGCGUAUCAGGCUGUAGAACAUUCAGGAUAUUUCCGUUCGCCUGAUCCGGAUAGGCGUGUGGGAUGCUACAUCGGGCUGUGUGCGACAGAUUACGAGAACAACAUCGCCUGUCAUGCCCCGAAUGCUUUCUCUGCAACUGGCAACUUACAAGGUUUCGUGGCUGGAAAAGUCAGUCAUUACUUUGGCUGGACCGGGCCUGGUCUCACCAUCGACACUGCCUGCUCUUCGUCCGCUGUGGCUGUACAUCAAGCUUGCCGUGCUAUCAUUAGUGGCGAGUGCACAGCGGCGCUGGCUGGAGGUACGCAUGUCAUGACAAGCCCGUUGUGGUUCCAAAACCUCUCUGGCGCCUCAUUCUUAAGCACAACCGGCCAAUGUAAGCCCUUUGAUGCCAAGGCAGACGGUUAUUGCCGAGGCGAAGGUGUGGGAGUCGUCUUCUUGAAGAAGUUGUCGGCGGCGGUGGCAGACGGUGACCAGAUACUGGGUGUCGUAGCUGGAACAGGUGUGCAGCAGAAUCAGAACUGCACGCCCAUAUUCGUCCCCAACGUGCCAUCACUUUCCAAUCUCUUUAGUCAAGUGACUAAAACAGCUCGACUCACACCCGGCCAGAUAUCCGUUGUUGAAGCCCAUGGCACUGGUACCGCUGUGGGCGAUCCAGCUGAGUACGACAGUAUCAGACAGGUCCUCGGCGGCUCGGUUCGCUCGAGCCCACUGGUGAUUAGCUCCGUCAAGGGUCUUGUUGGGCAUAUUGAAUGCACUUCGGGUAUCAUAUCGAUGAUCAAGGUGCUGCUCAUGAUGAACAAAGGCGCCAUACCGGCGCAAGCCAGCUUUACUACUAUAAACCCUGCGAUCAAGGCGACGCCGGCGGACAAUAUGACUGUGCCAACGAGUUUACUUCCUUGGGAUGCGAAGUUCCGUGCAGCGCUUAUCAACAACUAUGGCGCGUCCGGGUCCAAUGCUUCUCUUGUAAUCACAGAAUCGCCAUUAGCAGCUAGAUACAAGAUGCAGAACGGUGCCCAAUCGCAGUCUCAGUCUUCUGGCUUGAAGUAUCCUUUCUGGCUCUGUGGUCUCGAUGAUCAGAGUCUCCGGCGGUAUACCAAGGCACUCACAACAUUCUUGAAUAAGCCCCUAAAAGAGGAUCUCUCUAUUGCCAAUGUCGCUUAUAACGUUGCCCGCCAGACCAACCGUGGACUUGAGCAGCGCUUAGUUUUCACUGCAGAGUCUGUGAGCGACCUACAACAAAAAUUAACAGCGUUCCAAAGCGGGAGCGAUUCCAUUGCAUCCAUGGAGCGCGUAGCCUCAAGGCCUGUCGUACUAUGUUUUGGUGGCCAAGUUUCCAAAUUCGUCGGGCUGGAUCGCCAGUUAUACGAGUCUAUUCCUCUUCUGCGAAAGCACCUGGAUGACGUUGACGCCACACUCCGCUCACUCGGCGUUGACAGCAUUUUCCCGGCGAUAUUCGAACGCUCGCCCAUUACCAGCAUUGUCAAACUACAGACAGCUCUAUUCGCUAGUCAAUACGCCUGUGCCAGAAGCUGGAUUGAUUCAGGUGUUCAGCCCAGUGCCGUCAUUGGUCAUAGCUUCGGGGAGCUGACUGCUCUCUGCAUAUCUCAAGUGCUGUCUGUAAAAGACACAUUGAAGAUGAUCGUCAGCCGCGCUACUCUGAUCCAGGAUGCAUGGGGCACAGAGAAGGGUGCCAUGAUGGCCGUCGAGGGUGAGUUGUCAGCUGUCGAAAGACUGCUGGCCGACGUUGCUACUACCUUACCGGAUAGCAGCAAGGCCGCCUCGAUCGCAUGUUAUAAUGGCCCCAGGAGCUUUACCCUUGCCGGCUCUGAAGCGGCCAUUGACGCUGUCGGAGAUGCUGUUGCUAAGCUCCCCAAGACCACGAACACGAUUCGCGUCAAGAAAUUGAACGUGACCAACGCGUUCCAUUGUGCCCUAGUCGACCCGCUGGUGAGUCGUCUAGAGGAGAAUGCGCAGGACUUGACAUUCCGUGAGCCCAAGAUUCCAAUCGAACGCGCAACCGAAUCUCCCAUGCAAGGCAAGUUCACUGCCAAGUUUGUCCCUGAGCACAUGCGCCAGCCCGUCUUCUUCAACCACGCGUUGCAGCGUCUUGCUCAACGUCAUCCCGACGCUAUUUUCCUCGAGGCCGGCUCAUCUUCCACUAUCACGUCAAUGGCUAGCAAGGCUUUGGAUAACCUCAAAACAUCUCAUUUCCAAGCCGUGAACAUAACGAACGACAACGGGUGGAACAACCUAGUUGAUGCUACCGUCGGCCUCUGGAAGGCUGGGCUGCCUGCACAGUUCUGGGCCCAUUGUGCUAGGCAAUCAACUGAGCACACUCCACUUCUCCUCCCACCAUAUCAGUUUGAUGCUUCUAGGCACUGGUUGGAGCUGAAGGCCCCGUCUCAGACGACAGUAGUUAUGGAAGCACCGAAGAUCGAGGCAGCUGUAGAGAAGUUGCCCGAUACCCUGCUAACGUUCCUCGGCUACCAAGACAGGGACAACCGGCUGGCAAAGUUCCGGGUUAACACCAUGAUUCCCCUCUAUGCUAAAUACGUCGCAGGCCAUAUCAUCGCGCAGACGGCGGCCAUUUGCCCUUCCAUUGUGCAACUGGAUCUCGUUAUCGAGGCUGUUCGUAGCAUUCACCCCGAUAUUGAGGCAGCUUCUCUACAGCCCCAAGUCCACCUGGUCGAGAAUCAAUCGCCUCUUUGCAUCAACGCUGCGCGCCAGGUGUUCAUUGCAACCGAGGAGAACACACAGGGGACUGAAAAGUCAUGGAGUUUCCAGAUAUUCAGUACCGAUGGUUCCAGUAGUGGUACCAAAACAAUGCAUACUACGGGUAGGCUGGAGUUCCGCGCAGCCGACGACGUAUCGCUGAAGCUUGAAUUUGCGCGUCUCGAGAGAUUCAUGAAUCACCGACGGUAUCUCGAGAUGAUGAGUAGCGGAGAUGUCGACGAGAUACUCUCACACCGGAAUAUCUACAAUAUUUUCUCUGAGAUUGUCGAGUAUUCUGACGAAUACCGUGGGCUGCAAAAACUCGUCGCGCACGGUAGUUACUCUGCCGGAUACGUCACUAGGAAGACUAAGACGUCGCCUGGGAGUGUCGAUGGCGCAUUCAUGACGGAAUCCGUCUGUCAGGUGGGUGGUAUCUAUGUUAACUGCAUGACCGGCCGAUCCCCUUCCGACAUCUUCCUUGCCACGGGCAUCGAACGAUGGAUACGCUCACCAAAGGUCCAACAAGGCGACACACAGCCAGAAGCCUACCAUGUCCUAGCUUCUCACCACCAAUCUUCCGACAAGACGUUUCUGACGGACGUGUUCGUCUACGAUGUCGAUGACGGCUCACUAGUUGAGGCAGUCCUAGGUGUGAGCUUUGUGAAGGUAGCCAAGCUUACUAUGCAGAAGUUGCUGGCGCGACUCACGCCCGGAAUUGGGCCAAAGGCCUCAACGACAAAUGUGUCUGCCCCCGACUCGUCGUUGGCGGUUGAAGCACUAGCCGGCAAGCCUCUACAAUUGACCCCAGCGCCGAUGACAUUGCAGAUGCCUACUCUAAGUAAGGCAAAGAAGGGGCCUCCCAAACCAGACGUAGCUGGCAAAGUCAAGGAAAUCUUAGCGGACUUAUCGGGUCUCGAAUUGGACGAGAUCAAGCCCGACAGUAUGCUACCUGAUUUGGGAAUCGAUUCACUCAUGGGUAUGGAGAUGGCGCACGAAAUCGAAGGCGCAUUCAAGAUCACGCUACCUGAGGACGAGCUUAUGGAGAUCAUUGACAUGCCCGGCCUGAUCAAAUGCGUACAAAAGGCCGUAGUGCUUGCCGGUGGUGCUGCCGACGACGGUGACUACAUGUCAGACGGCGAGGAGAGCAGCAGCGGCAAAUCCGAUGAUAGGCAAAGUGUCACUUCCUCGUCCCACGGUCCAUCAACGGGCCGGACAACGCCCCGAGAAGAAGUAGAGCUCGACCUCGGUAGCGGUGAGCUGAAGCUCUCUUUCGCCACCGUAAUGGAAGCUUUUAACGAGACGAAGGCCUUGACGGACGAGCGCAUUGCUGAAUAUGGUCAGACCAACUAUGUCGAUACCGUGAUGCCGCUGCAAACGAAGAUGUGCAUCGCGUUGACGUUGGAGGCAUUGGAAGAACUAGGAGUGGCCCUUCGCGACGCUACACCUAACCAGAAGUUCCCGCGCAUAUCGCACCCGAAAGAGCACAGUCGACUAGUAGAGUACCUCUACAAGAUGCUAGCGGAAGCACAGCUCGUUGUUGUCGACGAUACGCACAUCAUACGCACGGGUGUGCCCUACCCUACCGCCUCUAGUAAGCAGGUCCUAGAAGAGCUGCUCCAACGCUUUCCGGACCAGAAUACGGCCGACAAACUCACAUUCUACACGGGCUCCAACCUGGCGGAGGUUUUGCGUGGCAAGACGGACGGUAUCAAGCUCGUCUUUGGCACGCCCGAGGGUCGUGAGCUCGUGUCAGGCUUGUAUGGCGAAUGGCCUUUGAACCGAAUUUUCUACCGGCAGAUGGAAGACUUUCUCGGCCGCUUGGCUUCGAAGCUCCAUGGGGCGGACGGUCCGCUCAAAAUUCUAGAGAUGGGUGCCGGCACUGGCGGAACUACUCGAUGGCUCAUACCUCUAUUGGCUACGCUAAACGUUCCCGUAGAGUACACCUUCACUGACCUGGCUCCGUCCUUUGUUGCCGCGGCGCGCAAGAAGUUCAAGCCGUAUCCGUUCAUGAAGUUCCGCACCCACGACAUCGAGAAGGCCCCCGCCGCUGACCUCGAGGGCACUCAACACAUCAUCAUCGCCAGCAACGCGGUGCAUGCGACGCACAGUCUCUGCGGGUCAACGGCCAACAUGCGGAAGCUCCUGCGCCCCGAUGGCUUCCUCAUGAUGCUCGAGAUGACAGGCACGCUAUACUGGGUCGACAUGAUCUUCGGGCUCUUUGAGGGCUGGUGGUUCUUCGACGACGGCCGCACCCACGCCGUCGCUGAUGAGUUGCGAUGGAAGAAGGACCUCCAAUCGGUUGGCUACGGACACGUCGAUUGGACAGAUGGUCAGCGACCGGAGAACAAGAAGGAGAAGCUGAUAAUUGCGAUGGCAUCGGGCCCGAGGUGCGAAAGACUAGAGACCCCUCUUCCCGUUUCUUCGAAUCGGCCUGCUGACCUUGUAGUGCGGCAAGCCGUCAUUGAUCAAUACGUGCGGCAGUUUACGCAUGGCUUCGACGACAUGUUAAAGGAGGUGCCCGCCGAUUUCACUGUGGCGAGCGGCAGCUCCAAUUCCGGCCCCUACGUCGUCGUCACCGGAGCUACAGGAAGCUUAGGGUCACACCUCGUCACAACUUUAGCCAACCGCACAGACGUGGCUGGUGUGAUCUGUCUCAAUCGACGCAGCAAGCUUGAGAUCAGCCCAACGGAGCGCCAACUGCAGUCUCUCUCACAGAGGGGAAUCACUCUCCCUCAAAGCACCCUUGACAAACUCCACGUGUUUGAAUCCGAUCUGUCAAAGCCUUGUCUAGGUCUAUCGGACACGGAAUAUGAUUUUAUACUUACCAACGCUACCCACAUCAUCCACAACGCAUGGCUCAUGAACGCCAAAUGGCCGGUAAAACGAUUCGAGCCACAGCUCCAGAUCAUGCGAAACCUUCUCGACAUCGCAGGACAGGUUUCGAGCCGACAACCCGCGGGCCAGAACAAAAAGUUCACCUUUCAAUUCGUCUCAUCCAUCGCAACAGUUGGGCACUGGCCCAUCUGGACCGGCAACCCCUGCGUUCCCGAGGACCGCAUGACGCUCGAGUCCGUGCUCCCGACAGGAUACGGCGAUGCCAAAUACAUCUGCGAACUCAUGCUCGACGCAACGCUGCACCGAUAUCCCGACCGCUUCCGCGCGAUGGUGGUCAGACCAGGGCAGAUCGCCGGGUCGAGUACGAGCGGGUACUGGAACCCGAUGGAGCACCUCUCCUUCCUAUUCAAAUCCUCGCAGACCCUCGCCGCUCUCCCCGACCUGCGCGGUCCGCUCUCCUGGACCCCCGUGGACACCGUGGCCGGCACCCUAGUCGACUUGAUCUCAGCUGAGCAGCCUUACGCAGUAUACCACAUCGACAACCCGAUCAGACAGCCAUGGGAGGAGAUGCUAUCAGUCCUCGCAGGCGCAAUGGACAUCCCGCGGGAUAGCGUGAUUCCCCUGCAGGACUGGAUCCAGAGAGUCAAGGAGCGGACCAAAGACAUCGGGGCCCGCGAACACGAGGGCGACAAUCCUGCUAUUUUACUCAUUGAUUUCCUCGAGGAUAAUUUCGUGCGGAUGUCGUGUGGUGGCUUGCUUCUUGAUACGGCCCAGACGCGCGAGCAUUCUCCUGCGCUGGCGGGCUGUGGUCCUGUCGGGGAGGAUGUGGCAAGGCUUUACGUGCGCAGUUGGAAGGAGACGGGGUUCUUGCGGUAG
Molecule: messenger RNA, 7839 nt
Organism: Xylaria bambusicola
Lineage: Eukaryota; Fungi; Ascomycota; Sordariomycetes; Xylariales; Xylariaceae
Product: putative polyketide synthase
Exons: 4
Coding region: 1-7839 (2612 amino acids)
Molecular function (GO): acyltransferase activity
Source: RefSeq, a predicted model, not a curated record